Mycosarcoma maydis (corn smut) is the source of this 987-nucleotide messenger RNA. Its product is annotated as putative inorganic diphosphatase IPP1. Gene Ontology annotation, molecular function: magnesium ion binding; inorganic diphosphate phosphatase activity. Gene Ontology annotation, cellular component: cytoplasm; nucleus. Gene Ontology annotation, biological process: phosphate-containing compound metabolic process. NCBI's taxonomy places the organism in Eukaryota, Fungi, Basidiomycota, Ustilaginomycetes, Ustilaginales. Bases 1 to 987 code for a protein of 328 amino acids. The record is from RefSeq and is a predicted model, not a curated record. The transcript has a single exon.
AUGCCGUCGCCCGUUAGCGCAAGUGCUACUUCAUCGAUCCGUAGACUAUCUCAAACCGCACGUCAGCUGUCCAACGGUAUCUCUUUGAUUCGCACCAUGGCUUCCGCCCAGGACUUCAAGACUCGUGCUGUUGGCGCGCCCAACACGCUCGACUAUCGUGUCUACCUCGAGAACACCAAGACCGGUGUGCCUGCGUCGCCGUUCCACGAUGUGCCGCUGUUCGCCGAUGAGAGCAAGACGAUCCUCAACAUGAUUGUCGAGAUCCCCCGAUGGACCAACGCCAAGGUGGAGAUCAGCAAGGAGGAGAACUUCAACCCGUUCAAGCAGGACACCAAGAAGGGCAAGUUGCGCUUUGUUCGCAACUGCUUCCCGCACAAGGGCUACAUCUGGAACUACGGUGCCUUUCCUCAGACUUGGGAGGACCCGCACCACACUCACCCGGACACCAAGGCCAAGGGUGACAAUGACCCGCUCGACGUCUGCGAGAUCGGCGAGCAGGUCGGUUACACGGGUCAGAUCAAGCAGGUCAAGGUACUCGGUGUCAUGGCUCUGCUCGACGAGGGUGAGACCGACUGGAAGGUGAUCGUGAUUGACAUCAACGACCCGCUCGCCAGCAAACUCAACGACAUCGAAGACGUCGAGCGUCACCUCCCCGGUCUGAUCCGGGCCACCAACGAGUGGUUCCGCAUCUACAAGAUCCCCGAUGGAAAGCCCGAGAACCAGUUUGCCUUCUCCGGCGAGGCCAAGAACCGCAAGUACGCCACCGAAAUCGUGCACGAGUGCAACGAGGCCUGGAAGAGGCUCAUCAAUGGCCAGGCAGAUGCCGGCGAGAUCAGCUUGACCAACUCGGCCGUCCAGGGCUCCAGGGCUUUCGUCAGCGCUCAGGACAACGCCGUGGCUAGUGUGCCCCAGGCCAACCCGCAACCGGCUGCUCCUAUCGAUGCUAGCAUUGACAAGUGGUUCUACAUCUCGAGCUCCUCCAACUAA